This is a messenger RNA of Marmota flaviventris (yellow-bellied marmot), 1775 nucleotides long. Lineage: Eukaryota; Metazoa; Chordata; Mammalia; Rodentia; Sciuridae. The record is from RefSeq and is a predicted model, not a curated record.
GCGGAAGCGGAAGCCGGAAGCGGGGUCCCGGGAGCGAUGGCAGCCGGCGGUCUCAGCCGCUCGGAACGCAAGGCGGCGGAGCGGGUCCGGAGGCUGCGGGAGGAGCAGCAGCGGGAGCGACUCCGCCAGGUGUCGCGCAUCCUGAGGAAGGCGGCGACCGAGCGCAGCGUCGAGGAGGGCCGGCUGCUGGCCGAGAGCGAGGACCUUGUCACCGAGCUGCAGGGCCGGAGUCGGCGGCGCGAGGGUCUCAAGCGGCGGCAGGAGGAGGUGUGCGAUGACCCAGAGGAGCUGCGGAGGAAGGUCCAGGAGUUGGCCGGCGCCGUCCGGAAUGCCAAAUACUUGGUGGUCUACACCGGCGCGGGCAUCAGCACGGCAGCCUCUAUCCCAGAUUACCGGGGCCCUAAUGGAGUGUGGACACUGCUUCAGAAAGGGAGAAAUGUGAGUGCUACUGACCUGAGUGAAGCAGAGCCUACGCUCACCCACAUGAGUAUUGCUUGUUUACAUGAACAAAAGCUGGUACAGCACGUGGUGUCUCAAAAUUGUGACGGGCUCCAUCUGCGAAGUGGGCUGCCACGCACCGCCAUCUCAGAGCUCCACGGGAACAUGUACAUUGAAGUGAGCAGUCCUGCGGGGACACAGGGCCUGGGUGGCAGGCAGGUCCCACUCACUGUGCCUUCUUGUCCUCAGGUCUGCACCUCCUGCAUCCCCAACAGGGAGUAUGUGCGUGUAUUUGAUGUGACAGAACGCACUGCUCUCCACCGACACCAGACAGGCCGGACCUGCCACAAGUGUGGGGCUCAGCUCCGGGAUACCAUUGUGCACUUUGGAGAGAGGGGAACUUUGGGGCAGCCUCUGAACUGGGAGGCCGCAACAGAGGCUGCAAGCAAAGCAGACACGAUCUUGUGUUUAGGGUCCAGCUUGAAGGUUCUAAAGAAGUAUCCCCGCCUCUGGUGCAUGACCAAGCCCCCCAGCCGGCGGCCCAAGCUCUACAUUGUGAACCUGCAGUGGACCCCAAAGGAUGACUGGGCUGCCUUGAAGCUUCAUGGGAAAUGUGAUGAUGUCAUGCAGCUCCUCAUGGACGAGCUGGGCCUAGAGAUCCCCCUCUACAACAGGUGGCAGGACCCAAUCUUCUCCCUGGCGACUCCCCUUCGAGCUGGUGAAGAAGGCAGCCACAGUCGGAAGUCGUUGUGCCGAAGCAGAGAGGAGGCCCCGCCUGGGGACCGGGGUGCCCCACUUACCUCAGGCCCCAUCCUAGGGGGCUGGUUUGGCAGGGGCUGUGCCAAACGUGCAAAAAGGAAGAAAGCCACAUAACCUGGUGUUGAUGAAGAUAAUUGGCACUUUGUAGAUGGCUGGAACUCUUGUUCAGGGGCCAGUGUCACUGUCAAGGCCAGGUUGCCCCCAAAGGGUCUAGUGGGAAGAACUGGGGUGACAGGUCACCUUGACGUUUUUUAGCCAUUUGUCUGUCCUUAUGGGAAGCCCCCUUGCACUGCACAGUUGCCCCCAUUAUGGGCUUGACCAUCCAGGACAUCCCCUCUCCAUACAAGAGGUGGCAGCAGGCCUUUCUGGGAGGACAGAGCCGGGUCCAUCCCAGCCUGGUCGGCAGAGGAGCCCAGGCUGCCUUACCUCACUCAUCAGGCUACUCUCAGGGCCUCCCCAGUUUCUACUCCUUACUAAAAAGCUGACUUUAUAGAGAUCUCUGUUGGGUAUGCGGCAAAGGGGCGGUUCUGAGCCUUGGCUCGGAGCAGAUCUUUCUUAUUAAACAUUUCUGCACUGUG